CAUAGUUUGGUCUUUUCAAGAGAAGAGCAGAGAAGGGGGGAGUUAUGGAGGAAUCGCGAGAUAUACUGAUGUCAACGCUGAUUGAAUCUGGGGUUUUCAUUCCCGGAGAUUUCUCUUCCGUCGGCGAAUUUUCCUCGGAGGCGUUGGUAUCGAUCUGUGCUCAGUUGCUUAAUCUCAUUGACCCAUCCUCGUCGUCGCUUUGCGAUGAGCUCCCUGAUUCUCUCCCCGAUAGGUUUAGGAUCUGCACCGAUAUCGCUCAUUCUGUUAAGAGUCUAGGCUACAUCAACGACAUGAGUUAUUACAAGUUUCUGCAUCCAUCUGAAGAUGACUCGUAUAGGUUGGUUAGGUUUCUAGUUGAGAGGCUUUCCGAGAAAAAUCAAGGACUGCAAACUUCCCUAGCUGCUGAUUUAGCUAUCAGACCCACGAUGGAGAAUUUCAGAGAUACUUCAGAAGAGAUGAUGGUGAAGGAGGACAAGGAUGAGUCUUUCGAUAUGCAUAUACAGAAGGUUGAAGCUGUCCUAAAAGAUCUUACAAUGAAUACUGAAAUCUCCCGUUCACCAGACUCUCGCGCAAACAAUACCUCAACCAAUGGUUCCCUCAUUGUUGACUCUUUUCCACGAAACACAGAUGACCCUGUUACUGAUUUACCAUCAGAUCGUUCUUUAAGAGAGUCAUCUGGAUAUGACGAGAAUUCUUAUGAAGACCCAUCUGAGACAAGUUAUGAGACUGUUGAGUUACAGAAUCAACAUAAUUUACUCAUGGAGGAACUGGAAUCUGGAUCUUCAGAGUUAUUUAGACUUGGCAGCGAGCUGGAGUUAUUAAAGAUGGUUGCGGAGAGGUUAUUGGAAGACAAACAGCCGGGUGGAUCAUAUCUCGAUGAGCUCAAUCAACAACUAGUGGUCAAAAGAUGUAAUCUCAUGGAUAUUAGAAAGCAAUGGGACGAUGUAAGGAAGACUUUGGAAACUAAAAAGCUACGUCUUUUGGACAAACUUCAUGUAGAGGAGCCAGAGGCUAAAGAGAAAUUCCAUAAGUUGAGAAAGGCUGAACUGGACUUACAAUCUGUAUCAUCAGAAAGUCAAAAGAGGGAAGAUGAACUGUGUAACCUAUACAAUGAACUUGAGAGGCAGCCAAAAGCAGUGCCUCGGAAAUCUCAUAUCCAUGGGAUUAAAGAAAUAACUAAAAAUAGCCGUAAACUUGACACUGAUAUUCAGAGAAUUUCAGAGGAGACCAGGGGGCUACAAUUAGAGAGUAACUCUAUCCGAGAACGACUGCACCGAUCAUAUGUUGUUGUGGAUGAAAUGGUUACAAGCAAAGUGAGAAAAGAUCCAUCGGUACGACAGGUCUACAAGCUACUGACCAGUAUUCACAGUAUUUUUGAGCAAAUUUCUGAGAAAAUUCUCAUGACUGAUCGGUUUAGAAGAGAAACAGCCGAUUAUGAAAAGAAGUUGGGGUCCAUCACUGCUCGAGGCAUGAGUUUGGAGAAACUACAAGCCGAUCUGGAUGCCAUCAGGAAAGAAAACGAAAGCCUUAAGAAAUAACUAGUUCAUGUCUCAUGUGGCAGAUGAAGUUGGAUGAAAUUUUACAUUUUUUGUAGAGUUUAAGGUAUCCGUUUAUGUGCUUUCAAAUAUUGAGGAAGUGUUUGUUUAUAGGAAUGUGUAAUCUUUUUCUCAGAUAUAUGAAAACUUUUCUGUUCUGAUCUC
Capsella rubella is the source of this 1700-nucleotide messenger RNA. Its product is annotated as spindle pole body component 110. The record is from RefSeq and is a predicted model, not a curated record. The coding region runs from base 45 to 1538 and encodes 497 amino acids. The transcript is spliced from 6 exons. Gene Ontology annotation, biological process: positive regulation of ubiquitin-dependent protein catabolic process. NCBI's taxonomy places the organism in Eukaryota, Viridiplantae, Streptophyta, Magnoliopsida, Brassicales, Brassicaceae. Gene Ontology annotation, molecular function: cullin family protein binding.